CAGCAGUCAUGGCGACAGUGGUCCAACCGCUCUCUCUGGAUCGAGAUGUUGCCAGGGCUAUCGAGCUGCUGGAGAAGCUGCAGGAGUCGGGUGACGUCCCCGGUCACAAGCUCCAGUCUCUGAAGAAGGUCCUGCAGAGUGAGUUCUGCACAGCUAUCAGAGAGGUGUAUCAGUACAUGCAUGAAACAAUUACAGUGAAUGGCUGUCCGGAGUACCAGGCGAGGGCCACGGCCAAGGCCACAGUUGCGGCCUUCGCAGCCAGCGAAGGUCACUCCCACCCACGGGUGGUGGAGUUACCUAAGACGGAGGAAGGGCUGGGCUUCAACGUGAUGGGCGGCAAGGAGCAGAACUCGCCUAUCUACAUCUCCCGCAUCAUCCCCGGAGGCGUGGCUGAGAGGCACGGCGGCCUAAAGCGAGGGGAUCAGCUGCUGUCUGUCAACGGCGUGAGUGUGGAAGGCGAGCACCACGAGAAAGCGGUGGAGCUGCUGAAGGCGGCCAAGGACAGCGUGAAGCUGGUGGUUCGCUACACUCCCAAAGUGCUGGAGGAGAUGGAGGCCCGCUUUGAGAAGCUCCGCACGGCCCGGCGGCGCCAGCAGCAGCAGCUCCUCAUGCAGCAGCAGCAGCAGCAGAACCUGACCUCUCAGCAGAACCACAUGUCGUAGGUUGUUCCAAAAGAAGAAGAAGUGAAGGGGAGCGAGGGAAGGUGGAUCUCAAAGACCAUCUGUUUUGUGUUGAGGAUCCCAAAGGAACCUCUCUGUCGCGGAGGGAACCAAGCAGAAGACUCUUUCACUCUCUCCCUUCCAGUGUACCACCGAUUACUGAGCAAAAACAAAGAGAGAGCCGUUUCUCCUGAAGUUGGUGCUUUGAAAAACAAGUACGAGGGAGGCUAGCACUGAAAGUCGUCCAUUUUAACUUUGUAUUCCCUUUUAUAAGUUGUCCUCCCCCGGUUGUGACUCUUACUGGAUCUCCCCUCUCUUGUGUUCGGUUGUUUCGUUUCUCCAUUUUUUGGUUGCUUCCAGGCAUCCAUCGCACCGUGGCACCUUUGCCAUUUUGUCAUCGAUAUCAUUUGUACAGUGGUGUUUCUAUUGAUUCCUCAACUGGUGCUUGUGUCUCUGUAUGAAUGACCAUUGGUUUCUUUUCUCGUGUCAGACUUGUCCCGUUUUGGAUAAACGUGAACUCUUUUUUACCUUCUAUAUUGUAGCAGGAAAGAUUUUGUAUCUCGUAGGUUUAGCAAUAACACACAUUCUUCGGUUUUUACAUCCCACCACUAAAUUCACGAUCGGACUCGUGCAUAUAUACAGAGUUCAUGGCAUAGGUGCAAAUGUAAAUCACUGUAAAGCAAACUGGGUCUUAUGUACUGUAAGGCAGCUUCUUUGUCCAAAUCCUCUGUGCCAUUUAAAGAGAUUAUUGAUUUACAGGUGGCAUGAGCAAUUAAUGUGCAAUAACUGCGAUUAUUAACAGACUUUGUAAGCUACUCCCGACUGAAAUUUAUGGAGCAAAUAUACGUAACCAAGAGAUUUUAACAAAUCAGCCCUCAGACAUGAGGAAACAGAAUGUCAGCAGUUUUCAUUGGGAAUUAAAAUAUGCUAGAAUUAUGUUUAUUUUCCAGACGUGUCUAUUUUAUAGUUUAUGAGAUCAGAGAUUUAUCAUAAAGUUUUAUUGUUCCUUUUAAAUAUUAUGUAUUCUUUCUAAGAUGAUUAUUUAAGAUCUAUUCAUUGUAUAACAGCUGAAUAUUAGCACAUAGUCGAUUUCUGCCCUGCGUUUCCGUUCUGACAAUCAUUUCUCCUCAGUACCUGCGAGCGAAAUCCGUUUUGAAACGUCUCUCCGCCAACCCAGCAGAGCUAAAGAGGUUUACUCUUCAUCUCUUCAUCUCCAUCGCUGGUGCUAAGCGCUCCUCCUUUUGUUUGCACUGCAGAUCACUUCCUGGUGUUUUCAUUCUCUGUAGGUGGCGCUCUUUUCCUUGUUUGUUCCACCGUGCAGGCUCCACCGCUCAGGCUGUUUCUUCUUUAUUCCAAACAAAUCCAAAACAUUCAGAUGCAUCACUUCCUGUAUGCUAGAGGAGUUUUUUUCCCCCCCUGAGGAGAGCCAAUCCAGACGCUGCAUGUUAAGAACAGCGAAUGAAAAGCUGUGAUGAAGUUAUAAAGUUUGCAUUGUCAUGAAAAUGUUGCAUCUUGGAUUUAUUGACUGAAAGUGAGGACUUCAUUUUCACCUUUGAUCCUUUCUGAUCUGCAUCACAUCGAAAUGCACAAGUCCUGCAGAGCAAAUUUCUUCUUCUACAUGCAAAACGCGCGCCACGCUGCCACAUGUUGCCAUUUCCUAAACAACCUGUUAGCACUAAGGUCACUUAAUGCCAAAGCUUUUGCAUUGGGUCGCCUCCGUGCUCAGGUUUUAUAGAAUAUUCCAACAGAUCCCUUUUUGUAUCUUUAAAUCACAGGUACUCUUUCUUAAUUGACUUACAUUUUUGAAGCUGGUGGUCCCGUACUUACCGUAAAGAUUCAAAAGAGAACAAACUGUUGAUAUGCAAUUGU
Molecule: messenger RNA, 2528 nt
Organism: Chelmon rostratus (copperband butterflyfish)
Lineage: Eukaryota; Metazoa; Chordata; Actinopteri; Chaetodontiformes; Chaetodontidae
Gene: lin7a
Product: lin-7 homolog A (C. elegans)
Exons: 6
Coding region: 9-662 (217 amino acids)
Biological process (GO): neurotransmitter secretion; protein localization to basolateral plasma membrane; maintenance of epithelial cell apical/basal polarity
Cellular component (GO): basolateral plasma membrane; cell-cell junction; synapse
Molecular function (GO): L27 domain binding
Source: RefSeq, a predicted model, not a curated record